Messenger RNA from Naegleria gruberi, 639 nucleotides. RefSeq lists its product as uncharacterized. The transcript has 2 exons. The record is from RefSeq and is a predicted model, not a curated record. NCBI's taxonomy places the organism in Eukaryota, Heterolobosea, Eutetramitea, Acrasida, Naegleriidae. The coding region runs from base 1 to 639 and encodes 212 amino acids.
AUGAUGGAAGAGUCGUAUAAUAAUUACACUGGCAAGGCUUCAAACAACAACAACAAUAAUUCUAACAAUAAUCAAAUGGUUCCAACAAACAGCCUUAAUUCUCCCCAUACAACUACUCAACAUUACACAAAAUAUAACAAUUAUAAUAAUAAGAAUGGUCAAAUAGCUACAUAUCGGAAUGUUAGUGUUAGUAAUAGUUAUAGUGGAAAUCCAAACAAUAACACUACAACUUCUACAAUGGCAGCUCAAAGUUCUUAUGAAAAGAGUUCAAAGACUACAACCACUACUACCUACAAGACAACNACAAGAAGAACCUACCGACAACAUUAUGAACACUCAUCUUCUUCAGUACAAGGCGCUUCAUCCUCAACUGCUACUGCUGCUAUUACCUCAGCUGCUUUAACAUCUACGGCUAAUUCACCACCUCGAUUAUUAGUUACACAUGCUUCAUCUAAUAAUGUUACUCCUAAUAAUAAUUCAAGUAUGAGAUCAGAGAACUCUGAAUGUGUUGAUGUUUUCAAGUCCAUUGAAAUGGAUACAAAGUAUACCACAAAGAAGAUGAAGUUUAUUUUAUAUUUGAUCUAUUACUAUGUCUACAACUACUUUUUAAGAUACCUUAUUAUUUUCCAUAUCAUGUAA